Messenger RNA from Knipowitschia caucasica, 1698 nucleotides. The record is from the annotation of a GenBank genome assembly. NCBI's taxonomy places the organism in Eukaryota, Metazoa, Chordata, Actinopteri, Gobiiformes, Gobiidae.
AUGCUCCACUGCGUGCAAUGGGCGAUCUGCCUGGCUUUCCUGGUGGCAUUCGCCUCCUGUAACGCUCCACACGUCCCGCUAGACGACAUCUUCAUUGAGAAAAAGUUCGUGCCAGAGCAGUGCGUGCGCGCAGUCAAAGUGGGGGAUUAUGUCAGAUAUCACUACAAUGGCAUGUUCCCCGAUAGCACCAAGUUUGACUCCAGCUAUGAUCGAGGCAGCACCUACAACGUGUUUGUUGGAAAGAAGCAGCUGAUUGAAGGGAUGGAUAAAGCUCUGGUGGGGAUGUGUGUGAACGAGAGAAGACUGGUGAAGAUCCCUCCUCACCUGGCCUAUGGCAAGCAGGGAUAUGGUGACAUUAUCCCACCUGACUCCAUUCUUCAUUUUGAUGUCCUGCUGUUGGAUGUGUGGAACCCUGAAGACGGAGUUCAAAUCAAGACUUACCACACACCGUCCACUUGCACCCGAAAAGUGGAGGUGUCUGACUUUGUGCGCUACCACUACAAUGGAACGCUUUUGGACGGGACUCUAUUUGAUUCCAGUCAUACUCGGAUGCGCACAUAUGACACCUAUGUGGGGAUUGGCUGGCUGAUAGCAGGCAUGGACCAGGGACUUUUGGGAAUGUGUGUUGGGGAAAAACGAUUCAUUACAAUGCCACCCUCCCUUGGCUAUGGAGAGAACGGAGAUGGCAGUGACAUCCCAGGACAGGCCUCUCUUGUAUUUGAUGUGGUUUUGCUUGACCUUCACAACCCCAGAGAUGGGAUCGCAGUGACCAAUCAACAGGUGCCGGAAUCCUGUACUAGAAAGACCGUUGCUGGUGACUUUGUACGUUACCACUACAACGGCAGCCUUCUCGAUGGAACAUUCUUUGACUCAAGCUACUCACGUAAUCGCACCUAUGACACAUAUGUGGGCCGUGGUUAUGUGAUUGCUGGUAUGGAUGAGGGUCUCAUUGGUGUCUGUGUGGGAGAAAAGCGGACCAUCACAAUCCCCCCACAUCUGGCCUAUGGAGAGGAAGGCACUGGUUCUAAGAUCCCUGGGUCUGCAGUGCUGGUUUUCGACAUUCACAUCAUUGACUUCCACAACCCCUCAGACAACACCGAUGUCUCUGUCACAUAUAAGCCGGAGGAGUGUGGUGGACAAACCAAGAAAGGGGAUUUUGUUAAGUACCACUACAAUGCCACUUUAUUGGACGGUUCCUCCAUUGACUCCACGUAUAACUAUGGAAAAACCUACAAUGUUGUCCUUGGAGCUAAUCAGGUUGUCCCAGGGAUGGAGGAGGGGCUGUUAGGAAUGUGCACGGGAGAAAAGAGACAUCUUGUUAUUCCUCCUCAUCUGGGAUACGGCGAGCGAGGCGUCACGGAUGAGGUUCCCGGCAGUGCGGUGCUGGUGUUUGACGUGGAGCUGGUUGAUUUCGAGGAGGGUCUUCCGGAGGGAUACAUGUUCAUCUGGAACGAUGACGUGUCCCCAGAUCUAUUCUCCGAGAUGGACAAGGAUAAAAAUGAACAAGUGGAAUCUUCUGAGUUUACGGAUUACAUCAUGCGUCAGGUGACCGAGGGAAAAGGACGUCUGGCUCCAGGUUUUGACGCGUACCGUAUCAUCGACAACAUGUUCAACAACCAGGACCGCAACUCGGACGGAAAGAUCACAGAGGACGAGUUCAGACUGAAAGCAGACGAGGCCCCACAUGACGAGCUAUGA